AUGUCUGAAAUAUUUACUGCAAUCUCAGAACUGGGGUAUGCGUCCCCAGGAACAGCCUUGCAGGUACGCAUUCUCCGUACAUGGACACCACAAGUACGGGCUCAUGAAACAUGGUUUUUAGCAGUUGACAAAUAUGGUGAUGCAAUCCAAAUUCUUGGCCAAAGAAAGGAUCAAGGAUUUGUACAAUAUGCUCUUGCUCUUUCCAAAUGCUACACACUAACAAAAUAUGGAUGUGGAGAACCAGACCAAUACCAGAAAUGUGGUGAAGAUAUUGCGAUAAGCUUGUGGAAAGAAUGCACUGACGCACCUUCAAAAUUUAAUCGAUACGCAAUCGAGAAUGCACCUGCUCCCACUGUAAUUACUGUCACAAACGUUCGAAUCAUGGAUUAUGAUGGUUCGUUAAGGUUAGGAACCAGUAGUGCAACCCACGUAUACGUAAAUCCACCCAUCAAAGAAACAGAUACACUUCUGGACAGCUACAAGAUAAAUACUGCUUCAACACCUCUAUUUGGACCUCUGAUGCCACUUACACAGAUAAAUGAGAAAAAACACUUAGAUCUCUUGGAAAAAACUUUCACUGCGGAGACAUCCAUAAUAGAGUACCUUCUUUCAGACUAUUGGUACCAAGUUUUCUGUCCACAUUGCAAGAUAUCAACACUGAUACAAGGAAAGGACUGGUUCUGUCCAUCACACGGAACCGUCAUCUCUCCAACUCCCAUCUACAAGCUUAUGGCAACAAUUAUAGACCCAAGUUGCUCAAUGACGGUUACCUUAUCUGACAAUGUUGCCCAAAAAAUAUUUGGAACAACAACAAAUAAACUAAUAGUAGAGGACGACCCAAACCACAGGAAAAAAAUGCACACCAUCAUAAAAGAGACCAAGGGUAUCAUGAAAAAGAUAAAAUUACGGAUCACAAACACGUCAAAUGAAAGGAACAUCCGUUUCAUAAUAAUUGAUAUUGAAGACAACUCUUCUGAAUCAUCAUCAAUAACAACCCCACCUCCUCAAAACACAUCCUCCUCCAGUAUUCCUCAUAAAACACCUACGUCUUCACCGAGACAAGAUCACCCCAAAGUCAGGUAUGGACAAAUCUGA
This is a messenger RNA of Lactuca virosa, 1095 nucleotides long. The record is from the annotation of a GenBank genome assembly. Lineage: Eukaryota; Viridiplantae; Streptophyta; Magnoliopsida; Asterales; Asteraceae.